Ictalurus punctatus (channel catfish) is the source of this 3251-nucleotide messenger RNA. It is a transcript of the gene enpp1, whose product is annotated as ectonucleotide pyrophosphatase/phosphodiesterase 1. Gene Ontology annotation, molecular function: nucleic acid binding; dinucleotide phosphatase activity; metal ion binding. Gene Ontology annotation, cellular component: cell surface. Gene Ontology annotation, biological process: regulation of bone mineralization; inorganic diphosphate transport; negative regulation of fat cell differentiation. The record is from RefSeq and is a predicted model, not a curated record. The transcript is spliced from 25 exons. The coding region runs from base 208 to 2877 and encodes 889 amino acids. NCBI's taxonomy places the organism in Eukaryota, Metazoa, Chordata, Actinopteri, Siluriformes, Ictaluridae.
GCGUCAUUGUGUCUCUAGUCUCUACAUGUAACGGGGAUAGACAUUACGUCUCACAAACAUAAACAGCGCGACAGUGUUACACAUGAAGGGGGACUCCGAUUCGCUCAGGAACAGCACGGCUUUUAGUCAGCAGUAACAAAGUUAACAGAGCUGGUAACUUUUCUGUUCUUGAGAGGGGAAAGUGGAAUAGUCUCAGUCUGAAGGUGAAUGAGAAUGGAAAUAGCGGAGAGAGAAGAGAGUACAGCCAGGCAGGGAGCCAGACUGCUGGGGAGAGUCACAACACGUCCACCGGAGCAUCCACAAAACUCCACUAAGUGUACAGCCACUAAAAGGAGAAUAAUCACACUGGUUAUUCUGACCACAUUACUGGCUGUAAUCCUAGCAGUUAUAUUUGUCUUGAAGCUACACUGUGAUUUAAAAGAUAAUUCCUGUAGAAAUAGGUGUCUUUCUGGAAAUAGAAACAGCAAGUCAUCAUGUCACUGUGAUGCACCAUGUGUGCAGGAAGGCAACUGCUGUCUGGACUAUGAAGAAGUGUGUAUUGAACCCAUGAUUUGGCAUUUUCCCCUACCAGGUCAACUAUGGACAUGCUCCAAAUUCCGUUGUGGUGAGGAGAGAUUACCCAGCAGCCUUUGCUCUUGUGCUGCAGAUUGUGGUCAAAAAGGCGAUUGCUGUACAAAUUACAACAGCGUGUGUAAAGGAGAAAAGGCAUGGCUAGAAGAUGAAUGUGAUGAUAUCAAGACACCCCAGUGCCCUGAAAGUUUUUCCAAACCACCACUAAUUCUAAUAUCACUGGAUGGCUUCAGAGCAGAGUACCUAAAAGUUUAUGGAGGCCAACUUCCAACCAUCAGCAAGCUAAGAAAAUGUGGAACUUCUACAAAAUAUAUGCGUCCUGCUUAUCCCACAAAGACCUUCCCCAAUCAUUACACCAUUAUAACAGGUCUUUAUCCGGAGUCACAUGGGAUUGUGGACAAUAAGAUGUAUGAUGUUAUCCAUAAUGCCACCUUCAGUUUGAAAGGAAAUGAGAAGUUUAAUGCCUUUUGGUACCAUGGUGAACCAGUUUGGCUCACAGCCAUGAACAACAACCUUAAAUCUGGGACGUUCUUCUGGCCUGGAUCGGACGUAGCUAUUAAAGGAAAAUUUCCAAAUUUGCAUAAAAAGUAUAAUGAGAGUAUUCCAUUUGAAAGUAGAGUGAUGACCAUUUUUGAAUGGUUGAGUUUGCCACAAGCAGAAAGGCCAGACUUUUAUACUUUAUAUUUGGAUGAGCCUGAUAAAUCUGGACAUAAAUAUGGACCAAUGAGUGGUGAGGUGUUUGAGGCUCUAGUGAGGGUUGACCGGAUUAUGCAAUUGGUAAUGGAUGGUCUCAAGCAGCGAAAACUCCAUAAAUGUGUCAACCUGGUUAUUCUGUCAGAUCAUGGAAUGGAGGAAGCUUCAUGCACAAAAGCUGAUUAUGUGUCAUCAUACCAGGACAACAUUGAGGAUUUCAUAGUCAUCCAGGGCCCUGCUGCACGAGUCCGACCCAAACGCCUUCCGGAAGAGUUUUUCACUUUCAAGUAUGAAGAGCUGGUGAAGAAUCUCUCGUGCAGAGCUCCUGAUCAGCCAAUGAAGCCUUAUCUAAAAGAGCAUCUUCCUAAAAGACUCCAUUUUGCUAGCAAUGUCCGUAUAGAAAGAGCACAUCUCUACAUGAAAUCUCAGUGGCAAGCAGCCCUCAAGCCAAAUGAAAUCAAGUACUGCAAAGGUGGCUUCCACGGUUCAGAUAAUGUCUUCAGAAACAUGCAGACCAUUUUCAUAGGAUAUGGACCAGGAAUGAAGUACAAUACAACUGUGGCUCCCUUUGAAAACAUAGAAGUGUAUAACCUCCUUUGUGAUUUGUUGGCAAUUCCCCCUGCCCCCAACAAUGGCACUCAUGGGAGUCUUAACCAUCUACUGAGGAACCCACCUCAUCACCCAGUCCACCCUACUGAGAUCUCUUCAGCCUCCAUCUGUUCCACCAUUGUUCCAUCUUCGAAUGAUGACCUUGGAUGCUGCAUUUUCCCCAACAAAUCCAAGGAGGAUUAUCUCAACCACCAUCUGAUUAGUUCAAACCCAAUGGCCAAACAACUUCAUCUGCCAUAUGGAGUUCCACGAGUUCUACAAGAGAAUGCAGACUACUGCGUGCUUCAGCAUUCUUCCUACAUCAGUGGAUACAGCAAAGACAUCCUCAUGCCUCUUUGGGUUGCAUAUACUCUAGAACCACUGUCUGGUGUGCAACUUCUAAGUUCCUCACAGGAAGAGUGUGUUCAUGCUGAUAUGCGUAUUCCAGCAGAAGCAAGUCAGUCCUGCAACUACUACAAGGACCACCUCAAUCUGACAUAUGGAUUUCUCCAUCCUCCCAAUUUGGCUUCAUAUGGAACUGAGUCUGACUCACUGAUCACAAGUAACAUGGCACCAAUGUUUACAGUCUUCAAAGGAAUUUGGGAUUAUUUCCACAAUGUUCUUGUUGUAAAAUAUUCAAAAAAUCUGAACGGUGUAAAUGUCAUGAGUGGACCAAUAUUCGAUAAAGAUUUUGAUGGAAAAUAUGACAACAUGAAACUGAACACAAAGUAUAACGCAUCUAUACCCACUCAUUUCUUUGUGAUUCUGAUGAGUUGUAAGAACUUGUCUGUGGCUCCACAGAAGUGUGACGGUCCGAUAGAGACUGUAUCUUUUAUCCUGCCCCACCGUCCAGAUAACAUUGAGACGUGUCACAAUGGGAGUGAAUAUUCGUGGGUUCAGGACUGGACUCAACUUCACGUUGCAAGGAUACGAGAUAUUGAACUUCUAACUGGGCUGAGUUUUUAUCCUGACCUUCUACCUGUUGAAGAUGCAUUACAACUUAAGACCUUUUUGAAAUCUUUUUAAUAUUUAAUUCUACACUAUACAAGGACCUCAUGUUAUGAUAGCAUAUGUCUGAAUGAGUGACUGUAUAUGGACAUGCCUUAAACUCAGUACCAAAAAAUUCAGCCAGAGAAGCUUUAUAACCUUCGUCGAAAUGAUUUGUUUCACAAAUCACAAAAUAUUCUUUUAAUACUUAAUUUUUUAUAUGUAUUCAUACUUUUAAAAUAUCUAUUAUCCUUUUAAUAUAAAGAAAAAGCACAGCUACAAUCAUAUUUACAUAUAGAUAAAGUAGUUUUAUUACAUAUACAUGUGUAUUAUGUUUUUAAUUUAUACAAUUCUGUGUUGUUGAUCUUAAUAAAAUGCAUAAUCACAGAAAUUAAAGGUAGAGUUCAUCCUGA